UUGCAAGAUUUGAACUUAAACUUAUUCUUUUGCACUUUAACAUUUUUUGAUAACUCGGUAUCUGUUUUUCCUUCAUUAGAACCUACAUUCAUAGUUAAACGCGACAACGGGCAAGGGCUGAUUGGAAUGACAAAUGAAACUGAGUAAACAACACACCUAUGUCACCUGUGCAAGCGUGGCUUAAACAUACACAACAACCGGCCUUCGUUACUAUGGCAACAUAUGUUGUGGCAUCAUGCAUCGCUGCCAUCAGCCUGCACCAUGCAGACGCACAGUUAAAAGAAGAACAUGCAUAAAACAAAACAAAAAGUUAACGUUCGUCUCUAUGCAUGUAAUGACUUCCCUAUUGGCCGGAUAUGUUGUCUAUUAAAAAUGUAAACUUGCAACUUCGUUGAAACCCUACAAACCGACUUGCUAAUCCAAUUCUGUGGAGGAGUUAGAUGAUUACCGUGAUAACAGACGUCAGUCUCUCGACGUUGUGAGACAUCGUCCUUCGAAAUAGGCCAAAAAUGACUAGCACAGUAAAAUAUGACUGGUACCAGUCAGAUACGACCAUCACAAUUACUGUCCUGCUGAAGAACGCUGCAGACAAAAACUACUCCGUCACAAUUGCUCCCGAUAGCCUUCGUAUGGUUGCAGAUGGAAUCGAACCGAUCGUCCUGAAUCUUUGGGAUACGAUCAACGUCGAAAAUAGUUCACACAAAGCAACCCCUAGCAAGGUAGAAAUAAAGCUAGCGAAACUAGUCGGACAUCGCUGGGCAGCGUUGGAGAAACAACAGGAAUUAGCUUCCGCCCAGUCACUGCCGAAAACAAGUGCGCACGACUGGGACAAGAUUACCAAGGAGAUCGAGAAGCAGGAAGAGCUAGAAAAACCUCAGGGUGAUGAAGCUGUCCAGACUCUGUUCCAAAAAAUUUACGCUGAUGCCAAUGAGAACACGAAAAAGGCCAUGAUGAAAUCGUUCUACGAAUCGAACGGAACUGUACUUAGCACAAAUUGGGAUGACGUCGGAUCCAAGCAGGUCGAGGUCAAGCCACCAGAUGGUUGCGAAUUCAAACAGUGGAAGUAAAGACAAAUGCUUUCGCCUGCGUGUGCAAACACAACUAUUUUACUCUCGUAAAAACAAAUCAUAUAUUAGAGUGGUGAAAAUUCAGGUUCAGUUACUGCAAACAGCACUUUACUCUUCGUGUAGACCACAUCUAUUCAUCAGAUCUGAAUGUUAUAUAGGUACUGCUUUAUGCUGUGUUCAUUUUGUAACGUAAAGCAUUGGUUAAAUUCUUAAUAUCGCUGCUUAAUUUUGUAUUCAGUUGAAUUUCGCUCAGCUUAUUUUCAUGAUUAACAGUUUAGACUUUAGCUUUACCGAUUUCGCUGAUAGUCAACACAAACCGAAUUUAGAAUGAGCAUACGUUUCAACCAUCAUCACAUCACCACCUCCUUCAGGUUAGAUCACUCUAAUAAUGAUUUGGAUUUCUUUGUUUGCGCUUUGAUUUAAUAAAAAUGAUAUU
This is a messenger RNA of Sabethes cyaneus, 1503 nucleotides long. It is a transcript of the gene Sgt1, whose product is annotated as protein SGT1 homolog. The record is from RefSeq and is a predicted model, not a curated record. The coding region runs from base 510 to 1067 and encodes 185 amino acids. Gene Ontology annotation, biological process: protein stabilization. The transcript is spliced from 3 exons. Gene Ontology annotation, molecular function: protein-folding chaperone binding. NCBI's taxonomy places the organism in Eukaryota, Metazoa, Arthropoda, Insecta, Diptera, Culicidae.